Molecule: messenger RNA, 3348 nt
Organism: Cephus cinctus (wheat stem sawfly)
Lineage: Eukaryota; Metazoa; Arthropoda; Insecta; Hymenoptera; Cephidae
Gene: Psi
Product: far upstream element-binding protein 3
Exons: 14
Coding region: 226-2526 (766 amino acids)
Biological process (GO): regulation of DNA-templated transcription
Cellular component (GO): cytoplasm; nucleus
Molecular function (GO): mRNA binding
Source: RefSeq, a predicted model, not a curated record
UAUGCCGUGUCGUAAGUGACGCUUGCGCCUUGUCCUGCACCGUGGAGUUCUUUCGCUCAUAAAGUAACGCUUCACUACUUAGCACUAUUAAAAGCAUUUCACGUAAAACUACGAAGAUCUCUCUGGAAUCAAGGUUUCUUGGCGAAGCAGCAGCAACCACUGUUUACGAAAAUCGUGCGGAGCGAUAGUGAAUUGGUGUAAAGUCUUACCUCUUCAUGGUUCAUCAUGAGUGAUUAUUCAGCGGUCGCUCCGCCACAGAAUUUCAGUCACAGUACAGCUUUUGCGGCUGCUUUACAACGCGCUAAACAAAUUGCAGCAAAAAUAAAUCCAGCAGGUGCACAAAAUAAUCCAGAUACUAAGUUAAAACGUCCCCUUGAAGAUAGUUCAGAACCGGAAGCAAAGAAAAUGGCAGCAUUAGUUGCGGAUCCUCUAAUUGGUCUUCGAGGAGGUCCACAAAGUAACAGUUCCAUCGGAGAUAGUGGAAGUACAACUACACCUCGAGCAGUUUCACAAUCUGUGUCGCCUUCAGCUUCAAUGGGAGGUAUGGGUGGUAUUUGCAACGAAGAUAUCAGAGUUCCGGAUAAAAUGGUUGGAUUGAUAAUCGGUCGGGGUGGAGAACAAAUCACGAGAUUACAAAGUGAAACUGGCUGUAAAAUUCAAAUGGCCCCAGAGAGUGGUGGGCUACCUGAGAGGGUUUGCACUCUUACCGGCUCUCGAGAAGCUGUCAAUCGAGCUAAGGAGUUGGUUCUGUCGAUCGUUAAUCAGAGAAGCAGAACCGAGGGUAUUGGUGACAUGAAUAUAUCCGGAAGUAGCAGUGGGAUAAUGGGCCACCCGGGAUUCGUUGAAAUUAUGAUCCCAGGACCGAAAGUUGGUCUCAUUAUUGGAAAGGGUGGGGAGACUAUCAAACAACUCCAAGAAAAGUCUGGAGCUAAGAUGGUCGUAAUCCAGGACGGACCUUCUCAAGAACAGGAGAAACCUUUAAGCACUCCGACAUUUUAUUACAGAAUAACCGGAGAUCCGCAAAAGGUCGAAUAUGCCAAACAAUUGGUAUACGAACUCAUCGCUGAAAAGGAAAUGCAGAUGUUCCAUAGAGGAUCGAGGGGUAGCAGUGAGCGGGGUGGCAGUUAUCCCAAUGAUAAUGGAUUCAACCAUGGCGGACCAGCUAAUGCUGAUGGAGUUGAGGUGCUUGUUCCUCGAGCUGCUGUUGGUGUAGUUAUCGGUAAAGGUGGAGAUAUGAUAAAGAAAAUCCAAGCAGAGACCGGAGCAAGAGUUCAGUUUCAACAAGGACGAGAAGAUGGUCCUGGUGAUCGAAAGUGUUUACUAUCAGGGAAACAUCAAGCCGUAGAACAAGCACGACAACGGAUUCAAGAACUUAUUGAUAGUGUAAUGAGACGGGACGAUGGUAGAAAUAAUAUGGGUGGUAGAGGCGGACCUCGUGGAAAUGGAUUCGGCGGUGGGCGUACUUCAAACGAUUAUGGCGGUGGCUGGGAUAGACGUCAGGGUGGACCUAUGCAAGAUAAAAUUGAAACUACAUUUACAGUGCCGUCGUCCAAAUGUGGUAUCAUCAUAGGCAAAGGCGGGGAAACGAUUAAACAAAUAAACCAACAAACAGGAGCCCAUUGCGAGUUGGAUCGAAGAAAUCAGAGCAAUGAUAAUGAAAAGAUUUUUAUAAUUCGUGGCAAUCCCGAACAAGUGGAACACGCUAAGAGAAUAUUUAGUGAAAAACUAGGUUUGAGUCCAGCUGGAGCUCCAUUUACUGGGGGACAAGGUGCAAUUGGAUACAAUCCAAAUUGGAAUUCUACUUCAGGAUAUCAGGCUUGGCCUAACCAACCUCAAUCUAAUGACUCAGGUACUAACGCAAAUCAAGCACCGGUUCAAGUGAACCCUCAAACGGGACAACCAGAUUACAGCGCUCAAUGGGCAGAAUAUUAUCGAUCACUCGGUAUGCACAGAGAAGCGGAUAUGAUCGAACAACAAGCGAAACAAGGAAAACAAGAACACAAUCCACAAACAGGAAAUCAACCGAAUCAACCUAAUGCACCUCCAGCUGGACCGGCGGGACCCGGGCAGCCCCAACAACCUCAAGCGCAGCAGCAGCAGCAGCAACAACAACAACAGCAGCAACAGCAACAACAACAACAACCAGGAGCCGCACAAAAUGGUGGCCAGGCUGAUUAUAGCGCACAAUGGGCAGAAUAUUAUAGAAGCAUCGGUAAAGUGAAAGAAGCAGAGGCGAUAGAAGCUCAAAUGAAGGCAGGCAAGCUGGGAAUUCAAGGCAAUCCGAUGCCGCAACCUCAAAUGCAACAAGCGAUUCAGGGGCAGUCCGCAGGUCCUCCAGGGAGCACACCCAAUGCAUUUCCACAAACGUAUGGAAGUUAUCCAGGCAUGAAUGCUGGUAACGCGCCGGCUGGAUAUUACCCCGCGGGUGCUGGUUCCACGUCCCAGCCUCAAUCAGGGCAGCAAACUCCGUCUUUCCCUACCGGAUAUCAAAAUUAUCCGUAUUCUCAACCCAGUUCCGAUAACUAAUCAAUUGGACAAUGUUGAAGUGAACUACAGUUUUCAGAUAGCUUUCCAUUGGGAUGUGGUUAAUGCUGCAGUACCCUCGUAUAAUGUUUACGCUAAAACCGUAUAAUUGGCUGCUUUAUAAAGAUUGCAACCUUUACAAUUCGUGAAUGGUACCGACCUAUAUCUAUUAUCCAUACUAUAUUAAAAUAUCGUUUGAUGUUUUUUCUUUUUUAUAUAAAUAUUAUAGGAUAUGCAUUGUCUAAUUAAUAAGUAAUAAGAAACUACUGAAACUGAAUUGAAGUUAAUAGCGUAAUGUAAUACCAUCAUGAUGUCCACCUGUGUUCCGUUUACUUUAUCAUACGUACUUUUAUUCCAUACAACAUGUAAUAGCUGUAAGAUAAGUUGACGUUAGCAGGUGACGCAGCAGAUCAAAAACAGGAACGACCUGGGCUCAACGACUCUAUAUAUACUCUUCUCUAUUAUCAUGUCUCUGAUUCGAAUUAUUUAAAGCUAUCGUCGAAUUGAAUAUUAUCAAAAUGUCUCCCAAGUUUGUUCUAUUGCUAUUCUAUUUUUCUUCCGCUAAUCGCAUUCUCCGAAUCAUAUUUGUGCAUCGUCAACAUACUUACGAAGCACUUUUUUUUUUCAUAAAACCUGGAGUCGUUCAUUUAUAUAUACAUGCUCUUAUAUAAUAAUAUGAUAAACGAACUAUGCCACAUGCCUACAUAUUUUCGUACAUAAGUAGGAACAUGAAAGUGACAUCUAACAUUUAUUCGUACUGGCAAUAGUAAUUAUUUAAUUGUACUGCGUGUGUAUCUAUAAAAAUAUGUUAUCUCUAAUGUCCAA